Messenger RNA from Eutrema salsugineum, 2008 nucleotides. Its product is annotated as pentatricopeptide repeat-containing protein At5g38730. Gene Ontology annotation, molecular function: protein binding. The transcript has a single exon. The coding region runs from base 1 to 1791 and encodes 596 amino acids. NCBI's taxonomy places the organism in Eukaryota, Viridiplantae, Streptophyta, Magnoliopsida, Brassicales, Brassicaceae. The record is from RefSeq and is a predicted model, not a curated record.
AUGGCGAAUUUAGCGUCUGCAAAUCGAGAAGCUCUGAUUGCACAAAGCAUCUGUGGAGCUGUGUUGAAGGGAAACUGGAGAAACAUUCUGAAACAUAAAGUCGAUUCGGGAUUAUUGACAUCAGCGAUAACCACACAGGUAAUCUCCGAUCUCUCUUCGUGUUCUGGCUAUGGCGGACCUUCUCUUUCGUGGAGUUUCUUUAGCUGGACUGAUUCGUUCCCUAGCUGUAAACAUAGCUUACAAUGUUCCUGGAAAAUGGUUCUGAUUCUCACUAAACACAAGCAUUUCAAAACCGCACACCACCUGCUCGAUAAAUUGUCUCAGAGAGAGCUUUUGUCUUCUCCUUUAGUGUUGAGAUCUUUGCUUGGUGGUGUUUCACAAGACCCAGAAGUUAUCUCUCACGUUUUCAGCUGGUUGAUCAUAUUCUAUGCUAAAUCAGGGAUGAUCAACGAUUCUAUUGAGGUUUUCGAGCAGAUUAGGCACUGCGGAUUGAAGCCUCAUUUGCAGGCUUGUACUGUUCUUCUGAAUAGUUUGGUGAAAGAGAGAUUGACUGAUACAGUUUGGAAGAUAUUCAAGAAGAUGGUUAAGUUAGGUGUUGUUGCUAACAUUCAUUUGUAUAACGUAUUGGUUCAUGCUUGUUCUAAAUCUGGUGACCAUGAGAGAGCCGAGAAACUGUUGAGCGAGAUGGAAGAGAAAGGCGUGUUUCCUGAUCUUUUCACGUAUAACACGUUGAUCUCUGCGUACUGCAGAAAGGGUAUGCAUUACGAGGCAUUAUCAGUGCAAGACAGGAUGCAGAGAAGUGGGGUUGGUCCUGAUAUCGUGACUUAUAACUCACUCAUACAUGGGUUUUGUAGAGAAGGUAGAAUGAAGGAGGCCACGAGGCUGUUUCGAGAGAUCAAAGGCGUUGUUACGGCGAAUCAUGUGACUUAUACUACUUUGAUUGAUGGGUAUUGUAGAAUGAAUGAUAUAGAUGAAGCUUUGAGGCUACGAGAGGUAAUGGAGGCGAGAGGGUUUUCUCCUGGAGUUGUGACUUAUAAUUCGAUUCUACGUAAGUUAUGUGAAGAUGGAAGGAUAAGAGAAGCGAACCGGCUUUUGACUGAGAUUAGUGGGAAAAGGAUAGAACCUGAUAAUAUCACCUGCAAUACUUUGAUCAACGCGUAUUGUAAAAAUGGAGACAUGGUAUCUGCGGUGAAGGUGAAAAAGAAGAUGAUUGAUUCGGGGCUAAAGCUGGAUAUGUAUUCGUACAGAGCAUUGAUUCACGGGUUUUGUAAAGUGCUGGAACUGGAAAAUGCAAAGGAGGAGCUAUUCUCUAUGGUGGAGAAAGGCUUACCACCAGGAUAUUCGACUUAUUCUUGGCUAGUAGAUGGAUACAAUAACCAGAACAAGCAAGACGAGAUUGUGAAACUCCCGGAGGAGUUUGAAAAACGAGGUCUUUGCCCUGAUGUUGCUCUGUACAGAGGAUUGAUUAGAAGGAUUUGUAAGUUAGAACAGGUGGAUUACGCCAAAGUGUUGUGUGAAUCAAUGGAAAAGAAAGGUUUGAUGGGAGAUAGCGUUAUAUACACAAGCAUGGCUUAUGCGUAUUGGAGAACAGGGAAGGUCACUGAAGCUUCUGCUUUGUUCGAUAUAAUGUAUAAUCGACGGUUGAUGGUAAACUUGAAACUGUAUAAAUCACUCAGUGCCUCUUACGCUGGUGAUAACGAGGUUCUGAGAUUCUUUUGGAGUCAUGUAGGUGAUAGAUGUCUUAUAUCGAAGAGUAUUUUACGGGAAAUGAACAGAAGCGAGGUCUUGUGAAGUGAGUACUCGUAUAAACUCAGUACUGAUCAUGAUCUCAAGACUGUGGAAUCGUAGGUGAGAGAGGUUAAAGGUAAUGAAAUAUUGUGUUCUCUUACUUUUUUCUUGAAGGGCCAAACUCAAAAUUUUAAUGCUUUCACGAGAGUUCGAGUUUACUCUGUUGAGCAAUGUCGUUAAUAAGACAAGGUUGGGCAAGUGUUAAAGGAUUUCAAUUGUU